Amborella trichopoda is the source of this 565-nucleotide messenger RNA. RefSeq names its product Dynein light chain type 1 family protein. Gene Ontology annotation, biological process: microtubule-based process. NCBI's taxonomy places the organism in Eukaryota, Viridiplantae, Streptophyta, Magnoliopsida, Amborellales, Amborellaceae. The record is from RefSeq and is a predicted model, not a curated record. Gene Ontology annotation, cellular component: cytoplasmic dynein complex. Gene Ontology annotation, molecular function: dynein intermediate chain binding.
GGGGUUCUGCUAAGAACCACAUCCCUUUUUGGUUUUUGCUUUGUAUGAAUGAGUUGAGGCGAGGCUAUUAAUUUGGGAGCAACUCAACUCUCCGCUUCUGUGAGAGAGAGCAGGACGGAGGACUUAAUUCUAAAAAGACAAGGGAAAGAAAUUGCAGUGAGGAUGCUGGAAGGUAAAGCAGUGAUUGGGGAGACAUACAUGCUGCAGACAAUGCAAGAAGAUGCGGUGAAGCUCGCCGCUCAAGCACUCGACUCUUUUGAUGUCAUCGACUCCACCCAUAUAGCCUGCUUCAUCAAAAAGGAAUUUGAUAGAUUGUACGGGCUGGGGUGGCAAUGCAUUGUGGGCACCAACUUUGGCUCCUUUGUUACUCAUUGCACCGGUUGCUUCAUCUACUUUUGCAUGGGCAACCUGGCCAUGCUCCUCUUCAAGGGCGCCUCUCUAGAUCCCGACACGUGUCCUCUUUCCCCCAUGGAGACCGUUCAAGCUUAGAUGUCGAGCAAUCUCGUAAAAGGCAAGAAAUGCAUGGAGAACAGAGAAAUUGAUAUGAAGAAUCGUGUUGGUUCUU